Messenger RNA from Varroa destructor (honeybee mite), 4798 nucleotides. RefSeq names its product cyclin-G-associated kinase (gene aux). Lineage: Eukaryota; Metazoa; Arthropoda; Arachnida; Mesostigmata; Varroidae. Gene Ontology annotation, biological process: dephosphorylation; regulation of clathrin-dependent endocytosis; protein phosphorylation. Gene Ontology annotation, cellular component: cytoplasm. Gene Ontology annotation, molecular function: AP-2 adaptor complex binding; ATP binding; protein serine/threonine kinase activity. The record is from RefSeq and is a predicted model, not a curated record.
CUACGACUCAGCCAUAACCCACACAACAGCUCGAUUGUUAAUAGUUAGAACGGCAAGUCCACCAGCCGCUAUCCGCACCGUUUCCUUUGGUGUAUGUGUAUGAAACGGAAACGGUGGUUAGAAACGGAAAAACAUCGAAAUCAUCAUGUUUAAGUCUGCCCUCGGCUACUUUUCGGGGGCGGGCUCGUCCGCCUCAAAAGAAGACAACGAAUUCGUGGGUCAGAUUGUAUCAUUAGGAAUCUUCAAAUUGCGAGUUUUGAAAGUUAUUGCUGAAGGUGGUUUUGGCUUCGUAUUCUUAGUUCAGGACACAAACACCGGAAAAAGCUUUGCGCUUAAGCGAAUGUUCAGCGUCGAUCAAGAAAGCGCAGAUUCAAUCGAGCAGGAAAUUCGUGUGCUCAAGCAACUCAAGGGACACCCAAAUGUCAUCGAAUUCUGCGCUUCUGCCGUCGCCGAAAGCCAAGGGGGCCGUAAAGAAUAUCUCAUUCUAACUGAGUUCUGCUCCGGUGGUGUGGUUGUUGAUGCUAUUAAUAAGGCGAAGCUAAGCAUGGACCAGGUGCUUAAAGUCUUCUACCAAUGUUGCAAGGCUGUAUUACAUAUGCACACACAGCAACCGCCAAUCACGCACCGGGACUUGAAGUUGGAAAACUUGCUAAUAGCGCGUGAUGGCACUGUGAAACUCUGUGAUUUUGGCAGCUCAACGAUUGCCUGUCAUAUCGUUGAUGACAAAUGGACUGCUUUGAAAAGGAGUCUCGUUGAAGAUGAGAUACAACGAAAUACAACGCCGAUGUACCGUGGCCCCGAAUGUUUGGACACGUAUAACAAUUUUCCUAUCGAUCAUCGCCUAGACGUAUGGGCUCUUGGCUGUAUUCUGUACGUGCUUUGCUACCGACAACAUCCAUUCGCAGACGCCGCUAAACUUGCCAUACUCAAUGCCAAGUACAACAUCCCCGCAAAUGCCGACACUGAAUUUGGAGAUCUACAGCAGCUCAUUGGUGAUAUGUUAACUAUUGAUCCCCGAGAACGGCCGUCAGUGAAUAAUGUCUUACAUCGACUCGAAGUUCUCGGAAAACUACGAGGUAUCGAACUAUCUUCUGCCCCGUUUCUGACACAACAUGGUAUUGUCGCUUCGGUUCCAGUUGCUAUAGAUCCAGUACUCGAUGCCACAACUGCGCGAACACCUGGCACGAUCCCUGAAGGGGUCAAUUUGAUGAACACGCUUCGUGAGGGAGCGGGCAGUUUCUUCAAAAAACUUGGAGAUACAUCUUCGAAAGUAAUUCAAAUAGCUCAGCAGAGUAUCGGCAAAUCAGAAUUGGAUAUGCACUAUAUUACGAACCGAAUAGCAGUCAUGUCUUAUCCGGCCGAGGGUCUGGAAAGUACAUAUCGAAACCAUAUAGAAGACGUUCGAGCAGUACUAGAAGCCCGCCAUCAGAACAAUUACAUGGUCGUUAAUAUUUCUGGCCGGUCGUACACAAACAAUAAAUUUCCUGGCAUUAAGGUUAUCGAGCGACUAUGGAACCAGAAGAAAGCCCCAGAAAUCGAUGCGGUGCUUGAACUUUGUCAUACAAUAUACGUAUACCUGAGUGGAAAGCGCAAUGCAGUGGUUAUUCAUUGCCUUGAUGGAAAAGCUGUUUCUGCGCAGCUGUUUGCGGCGUUUAUGCUGUAUUGCCGUGUUUUUACUAACCCCAAAGAUGCUUUAAGUAUGUUUGCUGUCAAACGCUUCCCCGUGUCACUCAGUCCUGCUCAAAUGAGGUACCUGCAGUACUUCUAUAACGUGAUUCGGCACAAGGCCCCGCAUGGCCAAUUAAUGGAGAUUACCCGUGUGACUAUGCGACCACCACCCCUUUUCACCAAGGUGCGUGACGGCUGCCGACCAUUCGUGAACAUUUACGUGAAAGAUGAAUGCGUGUACUCCACAUGUCUCGAAUAUGAAAAACUCACGCAUUUUUCAGCGACAGCAGGCAAUGUCGACUUCGAUAUACCAAGGGGUUUGAGGCUAUUUGGGGACGUAGCAGUUGUCCUGAACCAUGCACGAGCCUCUACAUUUGCUAAAGGUCGAAUUCAGGCCGUCCCUAUGGCAACGAUCCAGUUGUUUACUGGAUAUAUCGAUACUACGGCAAGCAAGCUGACAUUUGAUAUCAAUCAGCUAGAUCUAAUUGAAGAGGUGGACCGGUAUUCGGGCGAGUUUGAGGUAGUUUUGCAGAUUCGAUUCGUCCAGGAGGAAGUCCAAGAUCCUACAGCGACUUUCAAUAAAUUUUUGAAUAUUACUACACAGCCAAAAAUUGUUUUUUCAUCUGAAGAGGAGAUGAGUGCAGCAAUUGAUCAAUUCAAAUCGAAAAAUUCAGCUCCUACACCGUCCCGUCCUCCCCCUCCAUCUGCCAUUAUGAAACCCGCAGCUCCUGCUCCUCCGCCUGGACCUUCACCUCCCCCGCCCCGUCCAGAUGCGCCCUUAAUAACGACGGACACGGUGGAAAGUUCAGCGGAUCUACUGAAUCUGGAUUGUGGCUCAUCAGCCACGUUUGAUUCUAGUCAAGCGCCCUCGGCGCAAUCCGGCACCAUCAGUCAUUCAAAUAAAAACAACUACACUAGCACGAGAAACAGCAGCAACGCACGGACGAACUGUAGCAAUGAUGGUAGCAACCUUGAUUUGCUAUCGUCAUCGCUCGGGGGGAUGGUAGUAGAGUCGUUUUCUGGGGCUGGGCUGGGCAAGGGUGGAGGUGAUUGUGGAAGCAGAGGCAUAGCUGUCGUAAACAGCACGACGUUAUUGUUUGGGGAUGUGAGCACGGCGUCAAAUGAACUACAACAAUCCCAAAGUGUCGAAGACACCGACCCAUUCGGUCUUGGAACCUCAUCGAUCGCAGGUACCUCGUCAGACCCUUUAAAUGGGCAUUCCUCAUCAAAUCAACGCGUUAUUGAGGAUCUGUUUGCAGCGACGACAGAAUCGUCCACUACAGUUACAGAAGCUAACGACUCUGCAAGUGGAGACUUAUUCGGCCAAUGGAAUUCGUUCAUGAGCGCACCUACGCCACUGGUGGAUCUGAAAAAUCUGGAUACUUCUAGUGUCCUAGGUGUUGCAAAAAAUUGUUUCAUCAGUGAACUUUCAGCGGAAUUAGUAAACGAAAAUGGAUGUGCUGAGGUAUCAUUAAACAGGCCCCAAUCAAAGCUUAGUACGUUAUUUAUGGGCUCACGAGACAGUAACACAGGAAAUGGCCUGGGCAACGGGAUGGGAGCACUCGGAAGAGAAACCUCUACUCUCGGAGGGUCCUUCUCUUUGACUGCAAACAACCAGUGGACACCAAGAAAUGCAUCAGCGCAAACAACCGGUCAAGCUGCUUCAUUGAAAACACAAUCUCCUGCUGAUGUGGGAACAAGAUUGAUAGGUGAGACCAUUCGAAAGCCCGUCGGCGAGAAUGCUUUUGGCGAUCUUCUAGGUACGCAAGGGUUCGUCAAUUUUGGGAAGAAAGAUAUUGGACCGCGUACCAUGGCCGAGAUGAAACGCGUUGAAAUGGCGAAAGAAAUUGACCCUGUUCGACUUGUCAUCUACGAUUGGACGAAAGGAAAAGAACGGAAUAUUCGGGCUCUACUGUGCUCGUUGCACUCGGUCGUCUGGUCCGAAGCCCGUUGGGCUGAAAUAGGCAUGCACGAGUUAGUAGGAGUCAGUGAUGUCAAGAAGAUGUAUCGAAAGGCCUGUCUUGCUGUUCAUCCGGACAAGCUGGCUGGAACGGAUAAGGAAGAGUUAGCAAAGCUAAUUUUCAUGGAGCUGAACGACGCAUGGUCUGAAUUUGAGAAGCAGCAAAAUCUUGCAUAAUAACCACUUCCUCUACAUUGGCCUAGCAUAUAUCGCUAUUCCGGCAUACCCCAUUUGUAACCAAACAUGAAAUGCACCACUAAAUUGUUAAUAAUUAUGAUGAAUCACUAUUGUUGUUUAAUGCAUCCUUCUAUUUCGCCCGUAAAAAGUAUACGUGGCGCUAAAGCAGAGUGUCGUACAGCACAGCCAAGAAAUAAACAUUGCCCGUGGCUAUUAUAAACACUGGUUGCCACAGCACAACGGAAGUUCCUGGCAAUAAUUACAGAACCCAUAGGACCCACAUGGAUAUUCACGAUCGUCCAGUCGUAAAUCAUCCAAACCGGUUAUACACGAAAAUACCACUCAGUGUUCAAAAAAAAGAGCGGAAAACUAAUAAAUAAAAACGGAUAGGUAUAUUGAGGAUUGGUAAAAGAAAAGAUGAGUAUUAGGAUGUACCAGGUUUAUCCGGUGAACAUCUUUUGUCCACGAAUGCAUUGCGCAAUCGCGGCAUCAAACUCACAAAUAUCGUGUAAGAUAUCAUUAACACUGUAUUACUGAUUGUUUUAAUAUAUGUUCUUAACAUAGAUUGCCAGUUUCUCCUUAUGUUCUCAUUAUACUCUCAGUAAACCGGGAGCUGAGAGUAUCAUAUGUGAAUAGUACUUAGUGAAGCAUAAAUGCAAACGGAGUGCAACAACAUUAUAAACUUUUCUAAUAAAGAACGCCUUGGAGUCGACUCGUUGAACUUAUUUCGUAUUAUUAUAGUACAAUGGCAAUUUAGUAGUUUCAUCUAUUUUAUUAUUAAUUUAGUGAAGGCAAAUUAAUGUUAAAAUAAGUUAGAAAUUAUUAGUUCAUAAAUUGAGUCGAUAUAUUUAAAAACAUUUCAACUAAAAUAGAUAUAUAAGAAAAAUGUUCGCGUAUUGACAAAAAGUAUCUGCAUAUGGCGGGGUCGGUUGUCAGUGUUUGUUCGUCUGUUAAACAUUUAAUAAUAAAUUGAAAAGUCACGUGAAGAAUGAA